GACCUCCGACGACCACCGCUGGCUCUCUCCCCACGACUCCACCAAGAAGAACCCCGUCCGGGAGGAGAAUUGCAACGGAGAGAUGCAAGGCUGGGAGAGGGAUAAGUGCAAGGCCGACGUCCUGAACCACCCUCUGUACGACCAGCUGCUGGCGGCUCACGUCUCCUGCCUCAGAAUCGCCACCCCCGUCGACCAGCUCCCCAGAAUCGACGCUCAGCUCGCCCAAUCCCAAAGCGUCGUCUCUAAGUACUCCCUUCUAGCUCAGGCCCACCCUCCUUUGGAUGACAGAGACCUUGAUCUAUUCAUGACAAAGCAGAGAGUGAAAUCACAUCUCAAGACAUCACCUCCAAAUCUCCCCAACUUGCCUUCACCACCAUCUCCAACGUACCUCGACGGCUCCGUCGUUCCCACCUCUGACGACGACGAUGAAUGGUUCCAACUAGACGCUCUUCUCCAGGGUUGGAUCCUCUCUACCAUCACCGACGAAGUUUCAGAUCUCGUCAUCUCCUCCACCACCGCAGCAGCUUCUCUCUGGAAGGUUAUUCACGAUCUCUUUCAUGACAACAAACAUGCUCGUGCCAUGCAACUUGAGCAUCAGUUUCGCACUACGGUCAAAGGAAACACCCCCAUGGCUACGUAUUGUCAAAAUCUCUACAACAUCGCCGAUUGGCUCGACGAUGUGGAUGCGCCGGUCUCUCAACACCAAUUAGUUCUCCAGAUGCUACGCGGCUUGCCGGAGGAUCUUCAGGCUCAAACCUCUUUUCUUCAGUUUCAAGAUCCGCUGCCUACGUUUCUUCAAGCCCGAUCGGCCCUUCUUGUAACGCCCCGAAAUCUGGCCCAAAAGAAUUAAUUAAAUUGUUAGAGCAAUUGAUUACAAAUUGGGCCCAAUAAGGGGUUAAAAUUAUAAUUUGGAUUUUAAGUCCAACUUUUAUGUCAUCUCGUAGGAAAUAUUUUUGUGAUCGCGUCGGUUCAGACGGCUCGCGAAUCGGAGUUAUGGAACUCAAGUUAUGACCAUUUAAUCAGGUAUUUUGGGUCCGAAGCCCAAUCCUUUUUGGAAUGGGACCAUUAAAUAAACCUAAACUAAUUUC
Cuscuta campestris is the source of this 1088-nucleotide messenger RNA. The record is from the annotation of a GenBank genome assembly. Lineage: Eukaryota; Viridiplantae; Streptophyta; Magnoliopsida; Solanales; Convolvulaceae.